Molecule: messenger RNA, 1932 nt
Organism: Gossypium raimondii (Peruvian cotton)
Lineage: Eukaryota; Viridiplantae; Streptophyta; Magnoliopsida; Malvales; Malvaceae
Exons: 1
Coding region: 1-1932 (643 amino acids)
Molecular function (GO): nucleic acid binding
Source: RefSeq, a predicted model, not a curated record
AUGGGUAUUGUAAAAUUUGAUGAAGCGACUAAGGUAGAAAAUCCGUUAUCGAACCACACUGACAAUGGGGUAAAUAUGAUAGGCGAAGACAGAAGAAUCAAGGCAGACAUUACGGAUGUGAAAACUCCUUUGAGAUGGGUCUGGAAGGAGAUGGUAAAAAGGGGACUAAUCGUCUCAGAAGGAAGCUGUGAAAGGAGGGGGAACUACUGCGAGUUCCACCAUGAAAUGGGGCAUGAAAUCCAGGAAUGUACGGAGUUCAGGGCCAUGGUACAGGGUAUGAUGGAUAAUAAUGAGAUGGAAUUCUGUGAAGGAGUUCAGAGGGAGAGUCAUAUAUGCGCGUCAGAGUCGGCAUUGGGAGUUCUAAAGGCUAACCAUCCUGUGGUUAUCAUCUCGAGGCCUAAGAACAAUGAGGCUGGGGCACGAGUAACACCAAAGGUUAUCAUUCAAAAGCCGACAGUGAUUGCAUAUAAGGACAACAAGCAGGUUCCCUGGAAUUACGAUUGUAAUGUGACAAUCCCGGGGAAGGAGGAUGUAAUCAGUAAGAGGGAUCAGGAUGAGGGUUCCUAUACUCGUAGUGGAAAGCACUAUGAUCAGAUGAAAGCUCGAGUAGUUCCGAGAAAAGCUUUGGAAGAAAAGAAAGAGAAUGUACUCGAACCUGAACUAUUGGUUAAUGAACCAAUAAGAGAGGAAGAAGCUAGAGAGUUCUUGAAGUUCCUAAAGUAUAGCGAGUACAGUGUGGUGGAACAACUGCACCAACAACCAGCUCGCAUAUAUGUGCUAGCUUUACUCUUGAACUCGGAGGGACAUCGAAAUGCACUACUGAAGGUGCUAAAUGAAACUUAUGUGGCCGACGAUAUCUCUGUUAACAAGUUGGAUCGACUGGUCGGCAAUAUAAACGCUGAUAACUUCAUCUCCUUUAGCGAUGAUGAAAUACCACCUGGGGGUAUGGGAUCUACUAGAGCUUUACACAUCACUGCAAGGUGUAAAGGGUGCAUAUUACCAGGAGUUCUGGUAGACAACGGGUCAGCACUGAAUGUAUUGCCUCUAUCCACGCUCAACAGGCUACCUGUGGAUAGUUCACAUAUGAAGUCGUGCCAGAAUGUGGUGAGAGCAUUUGAUGGCACCGAGAGGAAAGUCAUGGGAAGAAUUGACAUACCCUUGUUAAUUGGCCCAACUAUCUAUGAGGUAGAUUUCUUGGUUAUGGACAUCAAGCCUUCUUACAGUUGCCUAUUAGGAAGGCCAUGGAUUCAUUCAGCAGGAGCGGUACCGUCAUCGUUACAUCAAAAACUGAAGCUGGUGUCAGAAGGUCGGCUAGUGACGAUAAAUGCUGAAGAAGAUAUCAUUGCAUCUGUGACCAACGAUGCGCCUUAUUUGGAAAUAAGUGAUGAUGCAAUCGAGUGCUCUUUCCGUUCCUUGGAGUUCGUAAAUGCAACAUUCAUCCUUGAGGGAAACAAGAUCCCGUUGCGGAGAAUAUCAAAGACCACAAAGAUGGGUCUGCAAUUGACAGUUGGAAAGGGAGCUUUGCCGAGAAAAGGAUUGGGGAAGUAUCUUCAGGGCCGAGUUGAGGCUCUAGUGUUGAAAGACAAGCAGGACCGUUUUGGCUUAGGAUACAAGCCAGAUGCUAGGCAGAAGAGGAUAGAGCAAGAAAAGAAGCGAGCGAAAAGAAGGGCUCGUUUGACAGGUGAUGAAGUCAAAUGGGAGCCUAUGACCUUUCCUCACCUAUCCAAGACUUUUGUAUCGGGAGGAUUCAUCUAUCAAGGAAUGCUAGGUGUCGAAAGUAUUAACACGGAGUUAAAAAGUAUUCAUGCCGUGUAUGAAGAAGCGACGGGAGGAGAAACAUUGCAGGAUAUUCAACCUUACGAACCGGGAAGUGUACUAAACAACUGGACUGCAGAAGAAAUACCUGUAGUUUUUAGGAUUUCCUCAGAGUAA